This is a messenger RNA of Medioppia subpectinata, 1543 nucleotides long. The record is from the annotation of a GenBank genome assembly. NCBI's taxonomy places the organism in Eukaryota, Metazoa, Arthropoda, Arachnida, Sarcoptiformes, Oppiidae.
UGGCUGAGAGAGCGAUGGACUCAAAGAUGGCCAACACUUGUGCCAACGCUAUGACAACAACACACCAAUUGAUCCCAUUUUAAGACAUCCAACACUAUAUCUGUGAUAAACUGUGUUCACAACCACUACCGCAACGCCUAUCACCUGAAGCGGAUCCGUGCAAUCCAUGGCCGACAAAGACAUGAUGUGUUAGGCUUUUGGUGGACACGAAAUGUACGAAAAGAUGUCUCGGAAUGAGAGCAAUAUCGAGGACUGCGAGUGGUAUUGGGGAGACAUAUCUCGAGACGAGGCGCACGAGAAGCUGAGAGAUACCAAAGACGGUACUUUCCUCGUGAGGAACGCCUCCGACAAGAGUUCGGGCGAAUACACGCUUACACUGCGAAAAGACAGUACAAACAAAUUGAUAAAAAUAUGUCACAAAAGUCAAAUGUACGGCUUCUCCGAACCGCUGAGGUUUGCAUCGGUGGCCGAACUCAUCAAUUACUACCGAAAGGAAUCUCUGUCUCAAUACAACCAAACACUAAACGUCAGACUUUUAUACCCGAUCUCAAGGUUUAAUCAAACGGAGACAGACAUCGAGACGAGUGAUAUCUCGAACGUAAGCUCCAAACUGAAUGAAAUCAACAAUGAGUUCACCAGAAAGACCGAAAUGUACGACCAGUACAACGACGACUACAACCGAACCGCUCAAACCAUUCAAAUGCAGAAACAGGCCAUUGAAUCCUAUAACGAGUGCAUCAAAAUGUUUGAGAAACAGUUGGAAGUGAACACUAAGCUCCAGAACGAAUCGCUCGCCCACGAGAUCAGCUCAAUGCAAGACCACUACCAGAAGUUAGUCCUCAAACUGAAUGCUUUGAUCGAAAACCGAACCAAUUUAGAGAAGGAAUUGAAGACUUCAAAGGCUUACCACAAACUCGUGGAUCAGGAAAUGAAUUGCAUUAAACCAAUGCUCCAACAGUUGGGCAAACAGAGGACUAUUUACCAAAGACUGUUGGAGACGAAUAACGGCGGAGCGCUUCCGCACCACAACGACAGCGCGUGGUUUAUACGCGACUGCAAACGAGAAGACGCCGAACACCUGCUCCGCGAUCGACGCGACGGCACUUUCCUCAUCAGAAACAGCCGAACCUCCGGUCAGUUCGCGCUCUCCAUCAUGAAUGAGGGCAAAGUAUGUCAUUGUCUUAUUUACCAUAAGGACACUGGAUUUGGUUUCGCCGAACCAUUCAAUAUCUAUCCAACUCUCGUCAGUCUUGUUCUUCAUUACGCGCAGACAUCGCUUGAAGAGCACAACGAUUUACUUCACACGACACUCGCUUAUCCUGUUUUCGCAAAUACUGUCAGUCCUGUAAAUACUAGUAAUGGAAAGUAACCGUCACUUCCAUCAGUCUUUUAGUUGUAUUUUUUUGUUAUUUUCGAUCAAAUUUUGAUUUUAUUCAAAAUCUGUUUUGUUUUUCCUGUGAAAUAAAUUCUAAAUGAUAUUUUAAAUUGAAUUUUAAUAAUGUUUUUAUCGUAAAACAAAUAAAUAUAUAUUGAUAAAUGAAAA